CACACACACACGACAACAAACAACAACCAAGAAAACCAACAACAAGCAAGAACAGCACCCAUCACCACCACACCACCGCGAUGUUCUCCUCCUCGGUGCUGGCGCAGAGGAUUGAGGCCUGCGAUUGCAGCGCAAUCCAUCCAUGGUCACCGGACAGCUGCGUCGUGGGAACGGCGCACAUCUUUCGCAGCGCCCUGCGCAACUCCGCACCCAUGUACAUGUCCCUCCACGCGCUGGCGGCGCUGCUGAAGAUGGACUACCGCGCCAUCGCCGCCCAGAGCGAGGACAUUGGGCGCCGUCGUGAUUCCGCAAGACGAGAAAGGGCCAGUGUGCAAGAAAUGAGCGGUGCCGACGAAGGGCGACUUGAGGAAGAAGCAGUGGGAACGGCAACACCUGGAAUGGCAGCAACAACAGCAGCAGCAACAACAACUGCAGCAGCAGCAGCAACAACUGCAACUGCAACAGCAACAACAACAGCAACAGCAACAGCAACAACAACAGCAGCGGCAUCAGUAGUGCCAACAGCAGACGAGGAUGGCAGAGGGGCGCGGCUGCGUCGCCUCCUGCGCGCCCUGGCACGCGCACUGCGUAAGGCCUUGUUACAGGUGGCCGUGAACACUGCACACUCGUCGCUUUUCCUCUCUGGCUUGGCAGCAUCCAUUAUCGCCAGCGUGUGCGCGCUUCGGCGCAUCUUCGGCACGCUGUACGUGUGCAACUUUGGGGCGCUCCCAGGCCUGCUUGCCUCGUGGUCACUGGUACUGGAGAAGCGCAGCCGCCGCCACGACUUGGCCGUGUACGUGGCCAACAUCACCGUGCGCGUGCUGUUUCGCAAGCUGCAGCAGGAAGGCGUGGUGCACGCCAUCCCAGAUGGGGAGCGGCUCGUGGCGUUUGUAUCCCUCUUCACGCUGCUCACCGCCCAGCGACAACACUGGUCCCACCAAGGCAAGCUCAUGAAGACCAUCCUCCAGGUUGUGGCGAGCGACGACGAGGCUUCCGAGGUUGCUGGCGGUGGCGACGGGGUGGCAAGGACGGCUGACGGUGGCGACGAAACAGUGACGAACGCGAUUGACGGAACAGUGACAAGCAGGGUUGAUGAAAGUGAAGCAGGGAUGGUCGUGGGAGCAGUCACCACCAGUGGUGACGGUGAAGAAGACAGUGGUGCGCAGCUGCAGCCACAGCAUACCAGUGCAUGGCAGAAGUUGUAUCGAGCAAUGACAAAGAAGGUCGCGCUACAGGCGUGGGUACAGCGACUGCUUGAGUUCCGACGGCCUCGAGACAGCCUGUGCACGCACAGGACCACGUGUGCUGCCUCCAUAACAAAUGGCGUGUGUCACGGCUUAAGGCUUGGUGCAGGUGCACUCCUUGCUACCGUUGCCGCGAAACUGCUGCUUGGCAAGAACCUUCACCUGUCACCACGCCUCGUUGUUGUCCUGGUCACCACAACCCCGCUCCUACGCGCCCUUCGCUGCGCUCUCAGACACAAACACCGACGCUCCGCCCCCGCCCUUCAAUCUGCUGUCGUGUCUGCGUGGAUGGCGGCCGUCUUCAACACGGGGCUUGCCCACUACAUCAUGGGCCGCGCAGCAGAGGCGUUCCUGGCGUCGCACAUCACAGUCUCUCAUUACGUCCCGACUCAAGUCAUCGAUGCUGCCUUGUUCGCCCUCUCUGCGAUGGUGAUUGUGCACUUUGCGGUCGCCGAACCAACAUGCCUGCCCACAUCAUACUUUCGCUUCCUCGAUCGCAUGACAUCAGGUGCACGGAGUUGA
Messenger RNA from Salpingoeca rosetta, 1766 nucleotides. RefSeq lists its product as uncharacterized. NCBI's taxonomy places the organism in Eukaryota, Choanoflagellata, Craspedida, Salpingoecidae. The record is from RefSeq and is a predicted model, not a curated record. The transcript has 4 exons. Bases 81 to 1766 code for a protein of 561 amino acids.